UUUUUGUAAACAUUGCACAAAUGAUUACGAAUACAACAAGAUGGCAGCGUCCAGUGACGAUGAUUGUUUAAUUGCAUUUUUAAAUGAAAGUUUUAGUGAUAUAGCAUCGCUUGAGAAAUUAAAGAGCCUUCACGGGGAAUAUAAAACAAAAAUAGAACUUCUUAAAACCAAACUUGCUAAAGCUAGUACUGAGAUCCCAGCUAAGAUUGAUAAAGCUAUAGCUGCAACAGAGUCCACCUCAAAAGAUAUUGCCAAGCUUGAAGUUAAGCUUGAGUCUGUGCGUCAUGAGAUAUUAGAUCACACACACACUUACAAGCCUAUGGUGGGCGAACUGACUGCCUUGGUGGAAAGGGUCAAUGAAGUACAGAGAUAUGCCUACUAUUUGAGUACAGUCAGCAAAAUUGAAGAGAUAAGUUCACAGAUACAAGCAUUUCUUAUGACAGAAGCAUUAAAUCCAGCUGUGGACAGUUUCAAUGAAAUGACAGACCUUUACAGGACCUUACAGACUUCUGCCUGUCAGCACUUGCUUGGCUAUAUGAAAGAGACUAUUCUGUUCUGGAACAAGAUACUCAGUGAUCGAAUAGCUGUUGAAUUUGAAGAAGUCUUGAAAGCUCUGCGCUGGCCACUAGUUGUCACUACCAUCCAGGCCCCGUCUGUGACUAAUGUCAAAGAACUGAAGGAAAGAAUGGAGAAGUUGUUUAGGAAAUUAUUAAACCUUCAGCUUCCAGAUACAAUAAGUUUGGAAAACUCUGUCCAUCCACUGCUGUUAAAAAUAGUUGGCAUUAAACCUCUUUUGCUUCCCCUGGAGCUCAUGCUGAAGCCUCUUCGAAAAAGAUUUCAGUAUCAUUUCUAUGGCUCGAGGCAGACAAACAGUUUGGACAAGCCAGAAUGGUAUCUAACUCAAGUUCUGACUUGGAUAAGGGACCACAGUGAUUUCUUAGAGAGAAACAUUCAACCCAUACUUGAUGAAACUGGGAAAACCAAUAUUUGUGCCAGAACUGAGCUGACUCGAGGUCUGGUGAUGCUUGUGAUGGAGAAAAUUGGUCAAGAUCUGCCACAGCUGGUGUAUGAUGAGUCCAGCCUCUCUCAUUUGAUAGAUGAAGUCCUGCUCUUUGACAGUGAGAUCAGAAACACUUACUCAUAUCCUCCUAUGUUGCCUGGUUGCCUUGAUGUCUUGUGUCUACCUGAAGCUCUCACUAAAUGGUUGUUAGUUGAAAAAAAAUAUGCAAUGCAGAAAAUUGAGCAGAUGCUUCAGUCACCAUCAUGCUGGGAGUCCCAGUACAAAGGUGUUGAGGAUUCUGAUGAGGUCAAAGUUCCAGAAUGUGCUGAGAGUUUCAUGACACUGCUACACACAAUGACAGAUCGCUAUAAAAGGUUGCCUGUCUCAGACGCUAAGCUUCAGUUUCUUGGUCUUCAGCUGGAGCUAUUGGAAGAUUUUCGCAUGAGGUUGGUGCAGGUGAUGAAGGAAGCAUCAACAUCUCCGACAGGACCAACAUUCUGUGCUGUCCUUAAUGCUGUGCAUUAUGUGGUGCAAGUUUUAGGAGAAUGGAGUGAACUGACUUUCUUUCUUCAGUUGUUGUGCUACAAACAGAACCGUUCAUUAAAAACCAAUCUCUUUGAAAACUCUUCCAAACUCUAUGUUAUUCCCCCUGCAAAAGGCAGCAGAAAUUCUUCAAGAACAUCUGGUCAAGAUUUUGAUAAUGAUGACAGUCUAGAAGAUGUUCUUGCUGAAAUUCCAAACUUAUCUCUAGAACAUACAGUCUUUGAAGAGAUCAAUAGUUUAUUUGAAGGAAUGAUUACAGAUAUGAUCAACACAGCCUGCAAUUAUGUUUUUAAUGAUGUCAAAGCCAGAAGUCUUGCCUAUAGAAAAGACAGGUGGUUGUCAUUGCCACUGCCCAAAGAGCUGUCCUCUACUUUAGGCUUGUCCUCCUCAGCAUGUGAAAUGUUUCUGGUCCUCAAGGACCACUUGGCCACCAUGGAAGGUCAGCUGAGCAAGUUCCUGUUUGACAAAUUCUGGCACAGGCUUGCUAAAAGUAUUGACACUUUUAUUCUCAAUGAGGUGGUUUUGUCCAAUCAUUUUAAUGAAGGAGGUGCUCUCCAGUUCCAGUUUGACAUAACAAGAAAUCUCAUUCCUUUGUUUGGAGACUACACAAACAACCCAGAUUCGUAUUUUCGUUUAUCCAAAGAAGCCAGCAUUCUGUUAAAUCUCCAAAUUGGUUCAGCGUUGUUGCUGAAAGAUGUUCUAAACACAUAUCUACAUGGCUCCAGAGAUCAGCAACACUUAAAACAGCGCGAGUCAGAAACCAAGAAAUCUUUGAGAGAUGUGGGCAUAUUUAGUUUGACACCCGAAAAGUGUGAACUGGUUUUGAGUUUGAGAACCAAUUUUAAAAUAUCUUGACCCUCUUAAGGACAGUUAUUUAUUCAACCAUUGUUAGUCUUUUGUUUUAUGCAAUUAUUUAAAUUAUUGAAUCUAGAGAAAAUGGAGAAAAUAUUUUUGCAGUGAGCAUGUUAAACAUUUGUCACUAUGUAUUGUAGUUCCGAGCAAAUAGAAAUUUGACAUUCAAAUGCACAUUGUUUAAAACAUUGGCAGUACACUACGCAGGGGAACAAAGAUGAUAUAUGUAGAACUGGAAUUGUAUAAUAGUCAUCAUUGGUGUAUAAGCAGUGUUCUCAUUUAAAAUUACUAAUACUUCAUGAUAAAAUGUUGAAGUACAGAAGGUUCUGCUUGUCUUUUUGUUUCUAAUUAAUGUUAUCAAUCUUUCUAAACUGUCUUUCAAAUCAAAGUGGGCUGUGUGAAAGUUUUAAUUCUCUCUUCUUAGCCCUUUUUUUUUUUGGCUCACCUCUUUAUUGUUGAACUUUUGUGCCAUGCCAAAUGUUAACAUCUCUCAAUGUAACUGUAAGGUAAUUGUUUCAAUUUUAAAGAAAUAGAACUUGUUUUACUGCUUCUAAGUUGCUCUAGCAGAGCGACCACACCUUUGUUAAGUGAUGACCAAAAAUGAAUUAAAACUUAAUCAUUUAAGUAAUUUUGCUGUGGCUAUAAUAUGAGCAUAUUAUGGAGAAGUGUUAAGAAUAUAAAAAAAUUGGAAUCUUAUUUAUUAAUAAAUAAAAAUUAUAUAAUACAAAGUUUUUUUGUUUUAGAAAGUCACAUCUUUCUGUAUAAUGGAUGACUGCCUGGUCAUGUCUGAGUAUGCACUCUGGACUGUCAUUAAAAUGGUUCUUAGUUUGAACCCUGCCUGCUGCCAUGUAUGUGGUUUGGGCUAAGAUGUAAACAUUUUCAUUUCUGAAGGGACAUCAGAAACAAAUAAAAUUAACAAGCAUCUUAUCAUAUAGAUUACAGACAUUAUUUCUAAAAAGAAGAGAAUUACAUCCUAUGCAUUUCAUGUGUCAAUCUAGUCAUGCAUGUUAAUCAGUGACUGGAUUGACAUUUACUGCUUAAGCUGUUAGAAAGCAACUCACAGACUAAGAAUAGUUUUAAAAUUUAAACAGUUUAAGAAUUGCUAAUUCUAGUUGACAAAAAUCUUGAACAUUUUUUUUUAAAUUUACAAUAAAUGAAGCUGUAGAAACAUGAUUUUUUAAAAUUAGCUAUUCAUUUAUUUCCUGUUUUCUAAAUUUUAUUAUUGCAGAAGACAGUUUUUAUAAUAAAUUUAUGCAUUGCAUUUUAAGUAAAAUUGGUAAAGUAUUUUUACUGAAUUAAAACUGUUAAUGAUAAUGA
Molecule: messenger RNA, 3712 nt
Organism: Biomphalaria glabrata
Lineage: Eukaryota; Metazoa; Mollusca; Gastropoda; Planorbidae
Product: RAD50-interacting protein 1-like
Exons: 14
Coding region: 41-2398 (785 amino acids)
Biological process (GO): endoplasmic reticulum to Golgi vesicle-mediated transport; regulation of ER to Golgi vesicle-mediated transport; retrograde vesicle-mediated transport, Golgi to endoplasmic reticulum
Cellular component (GO): Dsl1/NZR complex
Source: RefSeq, a predicted model, not a curated record